Thelazia callipaeda (thelaziosis nematode) is the source of this 303-nucleotide messenger RNA. Lineage: Eukaryota; Metazoa; Nematoda; Chromadorea; Rhabditida; Thelaziidae. The record is from the annotation of a GenBank genome assembly.
AUGGAUUUAUUGCACCGUUGCAUUGUUGUGAUAUUCAUCGUAUGGUCAUUUAUUACUAAAAGUAUGACUGUAAUUGGUGAUGAUAGUGAAUAUGAUUAUUUGGAUGAUGAUCUGGAUGAAAACCCAAAACCCGCAAAUGUCUUCUGGAGUGAUGUUUUAGAUGGUGAACAGCUCAACGAAAGUAGCGAUUCUUCCAGUGUUACUGUUAAGGUUGACAGGCGUAAUUGCAGUACAGAAGCUUUCAUUAUGGAUAAGUUAUUAAAUGGUACCGGCUAUAAUAAAUAUCGCCUACCAUGUAAGUAA